This is a messenger RNA of Penicillium samsonianum, 2626 nucleotides long. Its product is annotated as Zn(II)2Cys6 transcription factor domain-containing protein. Lineage: Eukaryota; Fungi; Ascomycota; Eurotiomycetes; Eurotiales; Aspergillaceae. The record is from RefSeq and is a predicted model, not a curated record. The coding region runs from base 1 to 2547 and encodes 848 amino acids. The transcript has 2 exons. Gene Ontology annotation, molecular function: DNA-binding transcription factor activity, RNA polymerase II-specific; zinc ion binding. Gene Ontology annotation, biological process: regulation of DNA-templated transcription.
AUGAGCUCAAAUAACUCAAACAAUGACUUUCCUAUCGAUGUGCUGUUUGCUCAUCAUAGAGGGGAUAGCCUUGAUGUGUUACCAGCAAGCUUCACACCACAACUCCCAAUUGAGAUGUCUGAAAUGCUCAGCGAUCUCGACUACAACGGAAUUGUUGGAACCAUUCCCACAGAAACAGAUCCAUUUUCCAACUAUCUUGCUCUCUUUGGAAGCCAGGCGGAGACACAGCCAGCCGGCAGGUAUGAGGAUGAGGAUUGUAGUGCCAUCUCCAACCAGGUCUUCCGCCAACGACUUCCUCGUGUGAUGUCUGACAUCGAUAAAGAAUCAAGAGAAUCGCAAGUGUCAAAUACCGGCAACCACCAGGAACUCCACGAUAGCAAUGGCCAGUCUAUUUCAUUCAACCCCAUAUCCGUUCCCAGUGAGCUGGGCACAACCACGGGCGCCUCCCUUUCUAAGAGGGGAAUGCGGCACCCACGCAGACAGAAUCAUGCGUGCGAUCAAUGCCGGUCAUCGAAGAAAGCUUGCAAUCUGCCUCUGAAUACCAAAAUUCACCAGCAAAAACCUUUGAGACCCUGCUCCACCUGCAACAUACGUGGCCUGAAAUGUACGGUCGCAUGGUUGACAAGCAAGAACUCGGAACAACAUGCCAGGAAACGAACGCGUACUGAGUCUGAUGGCCUUGAUGUGGAGGCCUCAAACGAUGCGGUCGACGUCCUUCCACCUGCCGACCGGGAGGAACGGGUGCAUUCUAGGUUACUGAAGAGCCAACGACUACCCGCAGUUAUGGAAGGGGAGUUGUUCCGACAACUGAAUGCGCGCGAGCUCUGUCUCCAGCAAUUCAACCUCUAUGUCGAUGUAUGCGAUAUGCCAAUUUCUCAAAGUCUUCUGCACGGCUGCAUGCCACCGCGCUAUUCCUUGGGUAUCGCCGCUCUGACGCCGUUGAGCAACAGCGUCCAUUUAAACACUUACCUGGAGAAGGCCAACACGUGGAUUCAAAGUUGUUGGGAAAUGAAUUCGACCUCAUGGUCUUCGACUGCAGUGGCCCCACAUGCGUUUCGCUCGGUCAGUCUCCUUGACUCCUUAUUCCAGGGAAAAAUCGGGCAACGCUUCGCUUCAUCCCCGUCGCGCGAUGCAUCAAUCAACGACGCGUACAAAUGUGUCGCAAUAGCAACAGCCGCCCAGUUUUCCCUCAAAGUAUGUGACGCGAGGAAGGCGACAUUUCAUAGUCGUGAUCUCGCAUGUGCGACAUGGCGUAAAGCCAGAGAUAUGGUGUUCAAGAACAUCGCAGCUACUGGUUCAUUUCGUCAGUCCUUGUCUCUUGUACUAUUUGGCUUCAUAAUUUGCCCUGAAAAGUCGUCUAAUGAAGGUACUCGCUUUGAAGAGGAUGCCACGUACGCUUUGUUUGAGGGGAUUCGUCGUCUUAUGACACUGUGCGCCAGUGCACGCGAUAGUGUUUGCGAUACACAAAAGACCAAUUGUACAGCGGCAUCGGAAAACAUGGGAGAAAGACCAAAUCCCAUCCAAAAGCUACCAAAUGAUAUGAAAGAGAAUGUCAUGGAGCUCAUUGGUGCCAUCGAAUGGCUGGCUAAGAUGACAAACGCUGUUGUUAUUGCCACAUCACGCGGAGAAACCUGUCCGGUGUUACCAGGAAAAUAUGACGACAGCCUUGGAAGCCCAGUUAUGAACCGGUACUCCAUCCAGUCAUUGGAAAUGUCUAUCAUGCCUAGGGCAGUAGUAAAAGAUGAAGAAAUUCAUGAUUCAAUCGUAUCUCGGGUUGUGGCCGAGCAAACGUUGAUGACGAUAUGCGGCAACGGCCUCUCAGGCGACAGGUUGGAGAAGAUAGUGAGACAGUGUGGCUCUCUUGUGGUCCUUCUUUGGAUGUCACUUGCUUUAUUGAUCUUAAGCAUCAGGGAUUUUGACAAAGGGAGUGCUGGCUUCGAUCGGUUUCAAUGUCACUUCGAGGCCACAUUGAAGCUUGUGAAAUUGUGGAGAUCAAGCAUUGGGGUAUUUGAUGACAUUACUAAAGCACACCUGGAGCAGUUACCAUCAGAUACCCGACGUAUUGUUGCAUUUUGUUUGAACGAUGGAGAUCUGGCUGUGUUGGCUUUUCAUGACGCUAUUCAGAGACUAGAGAUGGACUUAGCACUCCAAAAGCCGACACCGGAAAAGGAUCGCAUCUAUAGCACCAUUGAAUUGACAAAAUGCAGCCGCAAGGCACAUCGGCUGAUGAGUGCUACGCAGGUUUGUACCCUUGCCUCGAUAUCACAAGGGAUAUCGAGUCCUGGGCUUCAAGGGAGCAACGGCCUGAAGUCAAGCGUUCAAGAUAUGGGAGCACACCCAUAUCCUACAAUGGUGGUGCAAGCGCACACCUUGGCCGCCAAGGCCUUCGCUGAUGAGCUUCAUGCUCGGGUAACUAGAAUGGAUAUGAAGGGAGCUUCUGAGAUGACUACAGGAUUAGACACAUGUCUUCGGGCCUUGAGUGGAUUAGAAGAGAGUUUAGUAACUUUCCCAGAUCUAUCAAGGUAUGAUUGCCUGACGGUGGUAUGAAUAACUUCAUGGCUGUCGUCAAAGCUUGCCUUUAGCCAUCUCAAAAUAUGAAUAAUACAUAGUGGAAUCGAUCUCAUAA